ACCCACUUGCUAAGUUACAUAUGAACCCGCUCAGCUGGAUUGACGUCGGUAUUUUGGUUGACAGAUUCCCCACGAAUUGUCUUUAGCUUCUUGUCAUCCAUCAUACUGGCGCAGUAACCAGAAUUUGAUUUUAAUACCGACAAUAGCUACUGGUUUGUGUUUUAGAAGAACAGUAGCUAGCAUAGUUAGCUAAAUCAAAAUGUCGCUUCAAUACGAAGAGCAACUGUCUGGGAGCUACGGUGUUGUUGAUCCUUUUCCUAAAGACUUCGGUUAUGGUGUGGAGGAACCAGAUAUUGAAGAGAGUUCACCAUCACCUGACAGUAAACCAAGAAUAUUACUGAUGGGCUUACGGCGGAGUGGAAAAUCGUCUAUCCAGAAGGUGGUGUUCCACAAGAUGUCACCCAAUGAGACGCUUUUCUUGGAGAGCACCAACAAGAUCUAUAAGGAUGAUAUAUCGGGAAGCUCCUUUGUAAACUUUCAGAUUUGGGACUUCCCUGGUCAAGUUGACUUCUUUGAUCCCACAUUUGAUUAUGAGAUGAUCUUCCGGGGCACUGGCGCGUUGAUCUUCGUCAUUGAUGCACAGGAUGACUACGUGGAGGCAUUGGGAAGACUCCAUCUCACUGUGUCACGGGCCUACAGGGUCAACCCAGAGAUCAACUUUGAGGUCUUCAUACAUAAGGUUGAUGGUUUAUCCGACGAUCACAAGAUAGAGACUCAGAGAGACAUCCAUCAGAGAGCCAACGAUGACCUGGCAGAUGCCAGCUUAGAGAAACUCCAUCUCAGCUUCUAUUUGACAAGCAUCUAUGACCACUCUAUUUUUGAGGCCUUCAGUAAAGUCGUCCAGAAACUUAUACCUCAGCUACCAACACUGGAGAAUCUCUUGAACAUUUUCAUAUCUAAUUCUGGCAUUGAGAAGGCCUUUCUUUUUGAUGUAGUCAGCAAAAUCUACAUAGCCACAGAUAGCUCCCCGGUGGACAUGCAGUCCUACGAACUGUGUUGUGAUAUGAUUGAUGUCGUCAUAGACGUCUCAUGUAUUUAUGGCCUUAAAGAAGAUGGUAGCGGCAGUGCAUACGAUAAGGAGUCUUUGGCCAUCAUUAAGUUGAAUAACACCACAGUUCUUUACCUGAAAGAGGUCACCAAGUUCCUGGCUCUUGUUUGCAUCCUCAGAGAGGAGAGCUUUGAGAGGAAAGGUUUAAUAGACUACAAUUUCCACUGUUUUCGCAAAGCCAUCCAAGAAGUGUUUGAAGUGGGCUCUUCAAUACAGAGGACUGGUACACUACAAGUCAGCUCUCCCAGCCACAGCCUGGGGAGCCUGAAGGCAGCAGCGCUGAAUGGGACACCCAGGAGUGUGGUGUAGUAUGAAAGAGGGACGUGAUCCCUUAACCGUAAAGCCUUUCCGCCCUGAGAGUGCACUAAUGCAAGUGGAGACUUUACCCAAGGACUACGUGAUAUGCAAAGAACCCCCUCAACUUGUGCCUGCCAGACUCAAUACAAAGGUACAACAGUACAUUUAAAGGAAGAACUAAGCCAGGGGGCACUGCUGCUUUUUUGUUUGUUUGUUUGUUUGUUUGUUUGUUUUUCCCAUUACAUUGUGUACUUACAAGCCUCAACGGAAGAGUCAUGUGAUUCAACCAGCGAGUUCACCUACUGUAAACUCCUGUUCCAAAAAGAUUGCAUAAAAAAAGAAAAAAAAAAAAGCAAAACAAAAACAGGCUGCUGACAGAACUGAACGCUGUGAGUCAUUCUGACGUAUUUAAUGUGCUUUAUGAAUCUAAACUCCAGGGAGAGAGAAAGAGAACCAGUUGUGUUCUGUUAGAUGAGUAAGAGCAGUGUUGUGGUCCUCAGGAAUUCUGUCCCUUCUCUCUCUGAUUGUAUUGAAACUCAAGGAGAAAUGAAAUGUUCAGGAUCACGUGAGAUUCACUGACUUGGUCCCUGGAGCCCUUCAGUGAA
Chanos chanos (milkfish) is the source of this 1950-nucleotide messenger RNA. RefSeq names its product Ras-related GTP binding Cb (gene rragcb). Gene Ontology annotation, biological process: negative regulation of autophagy; cellular response to starvation; positive regulation of TORC1 signaling. The transcript is spliced from 7 exons. Lineage: Eukaryota; Metazoa; Chordata; Actinopteri; Gonorynchiformes; Chanidae. The record is from RefSeq and is a predicted model, not a curated record. Gene Ontology annotation, molecular function: GTPase activity; GTP binding. Bases 200 to 1357 code for a protein of 385 amino acids. Gene Ontology annotation, cellular component: Gtr1-Gtr2 GTPase complex; nucleus; lysosome.